ACACUCACCUGUACUAAAAGCUCCCGCAACUGUAUUUGUUACUAUUCCACCGAAGAACUGGAAGUAAGCAGUAGGCACAAUGAGGGUGGUAGUGGUCUUCACUAUUUCUGCCUUGCUAUUACCAUCUCAUCCACGCAGGUCCAGUAAUGUGUGCCCCGUCACUGCAGUGCAAAGCCUGGAAGGGCUUCUGUUUUCCGAAGACGAACCCUGACGGUUGCACUAACGGAGACGUCUCCAAGGACGGCUGUGAGGGCAGGGAAUGUGCUUGUUGCAUGCCAAAAAAAUCAACUUCCACCACAACGCGGCCCACUACCACUACCACCACCACCACCACCACCACCACCACAACCACCACAACCACCACUUCUCCCACUACUACCACCACCACGACUACCACCACCACAACCACCACCACCACCACCACCACCACCACCACAACCACCACCACCACCACUCCUCCCACUACUACUACCACCACGACUACCACCACCACAACUACCACCACCACCACCACCACCACCACCACCACCACCACCACUCCUCCCACUACAACUACCACCACGACUACCACCACCACCACCACCACCACCACCACCACCACCACUCCUCCCGCUUCUACUACCACCACGACUACCACCACCACCACCACCACAUCCCCUACGACUAGUACUACUACUACUACUGCUACUACUACUACUACUACUGCUACUACUACUACUACUACUACUACUGCUACUACCAGCACCAGUAGUCCAAUUUUCGCUGAUUGCCAGUGUGGGGUUCAGAAUGGUGCUCGCAUCGUUGGGGGUAUGGAGGUGAUUCCCCAGAAUAAGUACCCAUGGAUGGUAGGUAUGGCACUCUCUGGGGCCACUUCUUACUUCUGUGGAGCAAGCAUCAUAACUGACCGACACAUCCUCACCGCCGCCCACUGCUUAUUCGAAAUAGAAACCAAGGCCCCGAUUCCCGCUAGUUCAAUCAUGGUGGGCAUCGCAGAUCACAACCAAGUUUCAACGAAUGACGACGUCGUUGGUGUCACCGGUCUCGUUGCAAUUCAAAACUAUACAGUUUUCAGUAGUUACGAUCCAAAUGGCUACGAUUUUGAUAUCGCAAUACUAACACUUAAGGAGCCGUUAAAUUUUACAUUGCAACAAGUAGGCCCUAUUUGUCUCCCUAAAAACAACAACAACACAUACGCAGGAGUUCUCGCCACCGCUGUUGGCUGGGGCUUGACAAUGGAAAACGGAACUCAGCCGGAUGUUCUGAUGGAAGUUCAGGUUCCCAUCAUCGAUCAGGCUUCGUGUGCAAGUAAUAUCAAUGGUUUGACAGGUAAUAUGAUUUGUGCUGGUUUGGAUGAGGGAGGGAAAGACUCCUGUUCUGGAGAUUCUGGAGGACCAUUGUCUGUGGUGGAGAAUGAGCGUCACGUCCUGGUCGGUGUGACUUCCUUCGGGGGUGGAUGUGCGCGGCCCAUGAAUCCUGGAGUGUACGCAAGAGUUACCGAAUUUCUCACAUGGAUAAGUCAAAAUACACAGGGCGGUAAUUACUGUGGCUAAUCAUUUUGAUUUUCAAAGUACUCCAAACAAUUUUAAAUUUAAUUGAAUACAGCACGCUUGCUCAUAUUUCUUUUACAUAUUAAUAUAAUUAAGAAUCGGAGUGCCAUCUGACCUGUCCUUCUGCUUCCUUGAAAGAUAUGAAAAACUAUUUUGUUGCAAAAGCCAACAAUAGCUGGUAACAUUAAAAUAUUUUAUAUUUCCAUAUAUUCACAGGUUAAAGUAUGAGUAUAGUUAAAAGUAGGUGUGAUUAUCAUAUUCAUGAGUGUUCACUGAUAUUUAUUUUCAUGUAAUAUGCUCGUAACAGUAUUUUAAUAUACUGCCACAAAUUGAUGGCUUAGGUUUUUUUCUAUGAGUCUCAAUAUUCACAUUACGGUGAUAAUUAUAUUUUAUAAUGUACUGUAUUCCUAUUUUAUUGUUUGAAAAUACAUAUUGAAUCUUGAAAGUU
This is a messenger RNA of Scylla paramamosain (green mud crab), 1995 nucleotides long. Its product is annotated as serine protease 30-like. Gene Ontology annotation, molecular function: serine-type endopeptidase activity. The transcript is spliced from 3 exons. Lineage: Eukaryota; Metazoa; Arthropoda; Malacostraca; Decapoda; Portunidae. The record is from RefSeq and is a predicted model, not a curated record. Gene Ontology annotation, biological process: proteolysis. The coding region runs from base 147 to 1550 and encodes 467 amino acids.